Molecule: messenger RNA, 626 nt
Organism: Cucumis melo (muskmelon)
Lineage: Eukaryota; Viridiplantae; Streptophyta; Magnoliopsida; Cucurbitales; Cucurbitaceae
Product: 60S ribosomal protein L34
Exons: 4
Coding region: 109-471 (120 amino acids)
Biological process (GO): translation; ribosome biogenesis
Cellular component (GO): ribosome; cytosolic large ribosomal subunit
Molecular function (GO): structural constituent of ribosome
Source: RefSeq, a predicted model, not a curated record
AACCGUCAGAUUUAGGGCAACUAGGUAUUUUAUCUCGUCCUCCACCAUCGAGCACAAUUCUCUGCAGCAGGCUCAACACCCAGACCGGCGAAGAAGGGAGGAAGAAUCAUGGUUCAGCGUCUUACAUACCGCAAGCGCCAUAGCUAUGCUACCAAGUCUAACCAGCACCGUGUCGUCAAAACCCCUGGCGGGAAGCUUGUGUAUCAGACUACCAAGAAAAGAGCUAGUGGACCCAAAUGUCCGGUUACCGGCAAAAGGAUUCAGGGGAUUCCUCACUUGAGGCCAGCUGAAUAUAAGAGGUCUAGACUAGCUAGGAACCGCAGGACCGUGAAUCGUGCAUACGGUGGUGUUUUAUCUGGCAGUGCUGUGAGGGAGAGGAUCAUCCGGGCCUUUUUGGUGGAAGAGCAGAAGAUUGUCAAGAAGGUAUUGAAGAUUCAGAAGGCUAAGGAAAAACUGGCAUCAAAGAGCUAAAUUGAUUGUGUUGGUGGUUUUUUUUUUUUAGAAAAUCGAUGAAAUUUUGACUGUUUUUUGUGAUGUGAUGCUGAAUUUUAGCGAUUACUAUUUAUUUAAAGUUUGUUUUUGGAAGAACGAUGUAGAAGAUGUCAAAGUAUUGACUGUUUUUAGCA